AUGCAAAGACUCGUAUUACGCAUUUUGGGCCGUUUUUCUCGAAAAACUUUCAUUCGUAGUGCCUGGAAAAAUUUGAAUAGUCUAAGUGAACACGAUGAACUAAUUGACGCUCUGGAAGCUCUCAUAUCAAUGUCUCAUGAAGAAAACGAAUUCAUUGAACUAAUCACGGUUAUUGCUGAUGUUCUUUCGGAAGCGCCCAUGGCCUCAGCCUUUUUGUGCCAUAUUAUUGAUAGUGCGGCUCUUCCUUCUAAAGAAACAUCACAUAAAAUAACGACAAGACUACUUCAAAAACUUAAACCAGGUUUAUGUCGAAUUAAGCCAAAGAAACGUAUACGAGUUAAUGUCUCAAUCAUGUGGAGUGUUCUUGCUGAGAAAUUGGCAGGUGAAAUUAGCUUAUCACUAUUUACAGAUAAUGUAUGUAAUACAUUAUUGGAUUAUCUCCAAAAUGAUAAUGAUCCAAGAGUGCGAUUAUUUGCUCUGAUCGCACUAGAAAAAUUUGGCAUGACAGGGCAAAAUAAACAAAAGAUUCUUUCAGCUGAAAAAGAUAUUCAUAAAAUUUUACAAGUACUAUUAAAAGAAUUAUAUUCAAACGAAAAUUCAACAUAUGACGUUUAUCGUAAAAAACAAUUAAAAUUUUGUGUAGAAUGGGCUUUAAAAAACACUUUUGAUUCUGGCAAGCGAAAUAUAUGGAAUCCCGAUGAUAGUUUGACCAAUCAUAACAUAAAUGUGAUGAUGAACCCCCUGGAUGCCACUGCUCAUUGGAAACUAUCACCAAAUGGUUUGGAGAUAAGGAAUGAUAAUUUUGCAUUCGAAUCAAUUCGUGCUACGGCUGGAGUUACUUCUGGAAAAUGGUUUUAUGAAGUUCUAUUGCUCACCAAUGGUAUUAUGCAGAUCGGAUAUGCAACCAAACGUUGUACGUUCGGACCGGAAGAAGGUACAGGUAUCGGUGAUGAUCAUUACGGGUUUGCAUAUGAUGGAUGUAGAAAUAUCUUAUGGGCAAACGGUAUAUCUGUACCGUAUGGUGGCAGUUCGCCAUGGAAACCAGGAGAUAUUGUGGGUGUAUACAUGGACAUUAACCUCGGUUGUGUUCGUUUUUAUCUCAAUGGCAAAGAUUUAGGAAUGGUACAUCCCCUUAACAUUGCUCAAUUUCGAAAAUUGGCCGAAAGUGGACUGCAUCCUGCUUUGUCAUUUACUUCAUAUCAACAAGCUGUUGUCAAUUUUGGGGCCGAGAAAUUUCGAUAUCCACCGUCAUCAUUAUCUUUUGAAAAGCUCAAUAAUCAUGUUCAACUAUCAGCAGAACUCCGUGAUUCAAUACAAAAGAGAACGACCGAAGAUGAUUUUGAUGCACAAUGUUCUAUUUGCUUUGCAAUGCCUCCUUGCAUUACGCUGGGGCCAUGUAAUCAUGAUGGAUUUUGCGUGGAAUGUGCUAAAAUGAUGAAUUUAUGGUGCCCAAUUUCAUCGAGAAGGCCCAUGAACAAUAAUAAUUUACCACCCUCUCCUACAAAGUUAUCCAUUUCAUCAUCAAUUCCAUCUACAGCUAUCGUAUUACCCCCAACACCACCCGAUUCCC
Messenger RNA from Dentiscutata heterogama, 1570 nucleotides. NCBI's taxonomy places the organism in Eukaryota, Fungi, Glomeromycota, Glomeromycetes, Diversisporales, Gigasporaceae. The record is from the annotation of a GenBank genome assembly.